Knipowitschia caucasica is the source of this 804-nucleotide messenger RNA. The record is from the annotation of a GenBank genome assembly. NCBI's taxonomy places the organism in Eukaryota, Metazoa, Chordata, Actinopteri, Gobiiformes, Gobiidae.
AUGGAAGAAGGGGGGGUGGUGGGUGGAUUGUUGGGAUGGGGGGGGUUUAGGAGAGAGUGUGUUGUGAUGUGUUGGGUGUGGUUAGGGGGGUUGGAUAGUGGUGUGGGGUUGGUUUGUGGUGGUUUGUGGGGGGGUGGGGGUGGAGGGUGUUUGGGGGUAGUUGGGGGUUGUGGUUUGGGAGUGGUGUGGGGUAUUUUGUUGGGGGGUUUUGUUGUGAUAGAUGUGGGGGGGUGGGAUGAGUGUGGGGGGUUUGAGGGGGGUAUUUUUGUGGGGGGGGGGGUUAUGUUAUGGGUUUUGGGGGGUGGUGUGGGGUUUGGUUGGUGUAUGUGGUGGGGGUAUGUUGGUUGGGGUGGGAUUUGUGGGGGUUUUUGUUGUUGUGAGUGUUGUGGUUUUUUUGGUGGAGGGGGGUUGUGUUGGUUAGAUUUGUGGUGGGGGGGGUGGUGGGGGUGGGGGUGUAGUAGGGGGGGGUGGGUGUUGGGUGGGUUUGGUUGUGGGUGUGGUUGGUGUUUUUUGGGGGUUGUUGGUAGGUGUGGUGGUUGUUGUGGGAGGUUUUGGGGUGUGGUGGGGAUGGGGUGUUAUGGGGUGGUUGUGGUUUUGGAUAGGGGGAAUUUAUGGGUGGGGUAUUGUUUUUGGUUGGGGUGUUGUUGGGUUGAGGGUGGUGUUGUAUAUUGGGGUUUUUUUGGUUUAGGGGGGGGUGGGGGUUUUUUGUGGUGGGGUGGGGGGUUGGGGGGAGGUUGGGGUUAUGUUGGGGGUUGGUGUUGGUUAGGGGUGGUUGUUUUUUGGGUGUUUGAGUUUGUUGGUUGA